AUGGGUUCCAGGAUAGUGGCUGACUUUUUGGAAUUGUUGGGCGGUGGUGAGAGGUCUUCUCACAGUGGAGCAGAUCAGUCACUGAUUCAGGGCCACUUUGAUCAAGGCUCCCAUGCUGGACAUACAGGCAUGGACUGGAAAGAGGAAGUGGAGGCCUACCUGAGCAUUGAUGAAACAGGAUCUUUUCGGAAUGAUGGUUUGAAAGCUUCUGAUGUCCUUCCCAUCCUAAAGGAAAAAGUGGCCUUCGUGUCUGGGGGCCGUGAUAAGCGAGGUGGACCCAUUCUGACCUUCCCUGCUCGCAGCAAUCAUGACAGAAUAAGACAGGAAGACCUGCGGAAACUCGUGACCUAUUUGGCCAGCGUGCCAAGUGAGGACGUGUGCAAACGUGGCUUCACCGUCAUCAUCGACAUGCGGGGCUCCAAGUGGGACCUCAUCAAGCCCCUCCUCAAGACGCUACAGGAAGCCUUUCCAGCUGAGAUCCAUGUGGCCCUCAUCAUCAAACCCGACAACUUCUGGCAGAAACAGAAGACCAACUUUGGCAGCUCCAAAUUCAUCUUUGAGACAAGCAUGGUGUCCGUGGAGGGCCUCACAAAGCUGGUGGACCCCUCCCAGCUGACCGAGGAGUUUGAUGGCUCCCUGGACUACAACCACGAAGAGUGGAUCGAGCUGCGGCUCUCCCUGGAGGAGUUCUUCAACAGUGCUGUGCACCUGCUGUCACGCCUCGAGGACCUACAGGAGAUGCUGGCCCGGAAGGAGUUCCCCGUGGACGUGGAAGGCUCACGGCGGCUCAUCGACGAGCACACGCAGCUCAAGAAGAAGGUGCUGAAGGCCCCUGUGGAGGAGCUGGACCGGGAGGGGCAGCGGCUGCUGCAGUGUAUCCGCUGCAGUGACGGCUUCUCAGGGCGCAACUGCAUCCCGGGCAGCGCCGACUUCCAGAGCCUGGUGCCCAAGAUCACCAGCCUCCUGGACAAGCUGCACUCCACCCGGCAGCACCUGCACCAGAUGUGGCAUGUGCGCAAGCUCAAGUUGGACCAGUGCUUCCAGCUACGGCUUUUUGAGCAGGAUGCCGAGAAGAUGUUCGACUGGAUAAGCCACAACAAGGAGUUAUUCCUCCAGAGCCAUACGGAGAUCGGCGUGAGCUACCAGCAUGCUCUAGACCUCCAGACACAGCACAAUCACUUUGCCAUGAACUCCAUGAAUGCUUAUGUCAAUAUCAACCGCAUCAUGUCCGUGGCUUCCCGCCUCUCUGAGGCCGGCCAUUAUGCCUCACAGCAAAUCAAGCAGAUUUCCACACAGCUGGACCAGGAGUGGAAGAGCUUCGCUGCUGCUCUGGAUGAACGCAGCACCAUCCUUGCCAUGUCUGCGGUAUUCCACCAGAAGGCUGAGCAGUUCCUGUCGGGAGUGGACGCCUGGUGCAAGAUGUGCAGUGAGGGUGGCCUGCCAUCCGAGAUGCAGGACCUGGAGCUGGCAAUCCACCAUCAUCAGUCCUUGUAUGAGCAGGUGACCCAGGCCUACACGGAGGUCAGCCAAGAUGGCAAAGCACUGCUGGAUGUGCUGCAGCGUCCCCUGAGUCCUGGGAACUCUGAGUCCCUCACGGCCACUGCCAACUACUCCAAGGCGGUGCACCAGGUGCUGGACGUGGUGCACGAGGUGCUGCACCACCAGCGGCGGCUCGAGAGCAUCUGGCAGCACCGCAAGGUGCGGCUCCACCAGCGGCUGCAGCUCUGUGUAUUCCAGCAAGACGUGCAACAGGUGUUGGAUUGGAUUGAAAACCAUGGUGAGGCCUUUCUCAGCAAACACACCGGGGUUGGGAAGUCCCUGCAUCGAGCCCGGGCCCUGCAGAAGAGGCAUGAUGACUUUGAAGAGGUGGCUCAGAAUACCUACACCAACGCGGACAAGCUCCUAGAGGCUGCAGAGCAGCUGGCUCAGACGGGGGAAUGUGACCCCGAGGAGAUCUACAAGGCAGCUCGACACCUGGAGGUGCGCAUCCAGGACUUUGUGCGCAGGGUGGAACAGCGGAAGCUUCUCCUGGACAUGUCUGUCUCCUUCCACACGCACACCAAAGAGUUGUGGACAUGGAUGGAAGACCUUCAGAAGGAGAUGCUGGAGGACGUCUGUGCAGACUCAGUGGAUGCGGUCCAGGAACUGAUCAAGCAGUUCCAGCAGCAGCAGACUGCCACUCUGGACGCCACGCUCAAUGUCAUCAAGGAAGGCGAAGACCUUAUCCAGCAGCUCAGGUCAGCGCCUCCCUCCCUGGGGGAGCCCAGCGAGGCCAGGGACUCGGCUGUGUCCAACAACAAGACACCCCACAGCAGCUCCAUCAGCCACAUCGAGUCAGUCCUUCAGCAGCUGGAUGAUGCCCAGGUACAGAUGGAGGAGCUGUUCCACGAGCGGAAGAUCAAGCUAGACAUCUUCCUGCAGCUACGCAUCUUCGAGCAAUAUACCAUUGAGGUGACAGCAGAGCUAGACGCCUGGAAUGAAGACUUGCUCCGGCAGAUGAAUGACUUCAAUACAGAGGAUCUGACGCUCGCGGAGCAGCGGCUGCAACGCCACACGGAGCGGAAGCUGGCCAUGAACAACAUGACCUUCGAGGUCAUCCAGCAGGGUCAGGAUCUGCACCAGUACAUCAUGGAGGUCCAGGCCUCAGGAAUUGAGUUAAUCUGUGAGAAAGACAUCGAUCUGGCAGCCCAGGUACAAGAGCUACUGGAGUUUCUCCAUGAGAAGCAGCACGAACUGGAGCUCAACGCAGAGCAGACCCAUAAGCGGUUAGAGCAGUGCCUCCAGCUGCGGCACCUGCAGGCCGAGGUCAAACAGGUCCUGGGAUGGAUCCGCAAUGGGGAGUCAAUGCUCAAUGCCAGCCUGGUCAAUGCCAGCUCUUUGUCUGAAGCAGAGCAGCUGCAGAGGGAACACGAGCAGUUCCAACUGGCAAUCGAGAAGACGCACCAGAGCGCCCUGCAGGUACAGCAGAAAGCUGAGGCUCUGCUCCAGGCCGGCCACUAUGAUGCCGAUGCCAUCCGGGAAUGUGCCGAGAAGGUGGCCCUCCACUGGCAGCAGCUCAUGCUGAAGAUGGAAGACCGGCUAAAACUAGUCAAUGCCUCUGUGGCAUUUUAUAAAACUUCUGAACAGGUCUGUAGUGUCCUGGAGAGUUUAGAGCAAGAAUACCGGAGAGAUGAGGACUGGUGUGGUGGACGAGACAAACUGGGACCAGCAGCAGAGAUGGACCACGUCAUCCCACUCAUCAGUAAACAUUUGGAACAAAAGGAGGCCUUUCUUAAGGCCUGUACCCUGGCACGGCGGAACGCUGAAGUGUUUCUCAAGUACAUCCACAGGAACAACGUCAGCAUGCCCAGUGCCGCCAGCCACACGCGGGGACCUGAGCAGCAAGUGAAAGCCAUCUUGAGUGAGCUCUUACAGAGGGAGAAUCGCGUCCUGCACUUCUGGACCUUGAAGAAGCGACGGUUAGACCAGUGCCAGCAAUAUGUGGUGUUUGAGCGCAGUGCUAAGCAGGCGCUGGACUGGAUCCAAGAAACAGGUGAAUAUUACCUCUCAACACAUACCUCCCCCGGAGAGACCACAGAGGAGACUCAGGAACUGCUGAAAGAGUAUGGGGAAUUCAGGGUGCCCGCCAAGCAAACAAAGGAGAAGGUGAAGCUUCUGAUUCAACUGGCCGAUAGCUUUGUGGAAAAAGGCCACAUUCAUGCCACAGAGAUCAGGAAAUGGGUGACCACAGUGGACAAGCAUUACAGAGACUUCUCCUUGAGGAUGGGAAAGUACCGGUACUCCCUGGAGAAAGCCCUCGGCGUCAACACAGAGGACAAUAAGGACUUGGAGCUGGACAUCAUCCCAGCAAGCCUUUCAGAUCGUGAGGUCAAGCUACGGGAUGCCAACCACGAAGUCAAUGAAGAGAAGCGGAAGUCAGCCCGGAAGAAAGAAUUCAUUAUGGCUGAAUUACUGCAGACAGAGAAGGCGUAUGUAAGGGACUUACAUGAGUGCUUAGAGACCUACCUGUGGGAAAUGACCAGUGGCGUGGAGGAGAUCCCCCCUGGGAUCCUUAAUAAAGAGCAUAUCAUCUUUGGCAACAUCCAGGAGAUCUACGAUUUUCAUAACAACAUCUUCCUCAAAGAGCUGGAGAAGUAUGAGCAGCUGCCUGAGGAUGUGGGACACUGCUUUGUUACCUGGGCAGACAAAUUUCAGAUGUACGUCACCUACUGUAAAAACAAGCCUGAUUCCAACCAGCUGAUCCUGGAGCAUGCAGGCACCUUCUUUGAUGAGAUACAGCAGCGGCACGGUCUGGCCAACUCCAUCUCUUCCUACCUAAUCAAGCCCGUCCAGAGGAUCACCAAGUACCAGCUGCUCCUGAAGGAACUUUUAACUUGCUGUGAAGAAGGGAAGGGAGAGCUCAAGGAUGGCCUGGAGGUGAUGCUCAGUGUCCCAAAGAAAGCCAAUGAUGCCAUGCAUGUCAGCAUGCUGGAAGGGUUCGACGAGAACCUGGAUGUGCAGGGGGAGCUGAUUCUCCAGGAUGCCUUUCAAGUGUGGGACCCAAAGUCACUGAUCCGGAAGGGGCGAGAGCGGCACUUGUUCCUCUUUGAGAUCUCCUUGGUUUUUAGCAAGGAGAUCAAAGACUCUUCAGGACACACGAAAUAUGUUUACAAGAACAAGCUACUGACCUCAGAGCUGGGUGUGACGGAGCACGUAGAAGGUGAUCCCUGCAAAUUCGCCUUGUGGUCUGGGCGCACCCCUUCCUCAGACAAUAAAACAGUGCUGAAAGCCUCCAACAUAGAAACCAAGCAGGAGUGGAUCAAGAACAUUCGAGAGGUGAUUCAAGAGAGGAUCAUUCACCUGAAAGGAGCUUUAAAGGAGCCAAUUCAACUCCCCAAAACACCAGCCAAACAGAGGAACAAUAGUAAGAGGGAUGGAGUGGAGGAUGUUGACAGCCAGGGGGAUGGAAGCAGCCAGCCAGACACCAUCUCUAUCGCCUCUAGGACCUCUCAGAAUACAGUGGACAGUGACAAGGAUGGCAACCUUGCUCCUCGGUGGCACCUGGGACCUGGAGAUCCUUUCUCCACUUACGUUUAG
Puma concolor (puma) is the source of this 5076-nucleotide messenger RNA. NCBI's taxonomy places the organism in Eukaryota, Metazoa, Chordata, Mammalia, Carnivora, Felidae. The record is from RefSeq and is a predicted model, not a curated record.